AUGGAACCGCUCGGUGCAUUUGCCAGCAUUGUCACCAUCGUGGCAUUAAUCAGACCAACUGCUAAGCUCGUCAAAUCCCUGAAGGGAAUCACCUCGGAUGACGGCUAUGUUUCCAAGGAAGUUUUCAGAAUGGUCAAGCGGAUUCAGGGAUCGGCCACUAGUAUUGACAUUGGGUUAGAAGCGCUUAAAUGCCACUCAUCAACUCUUGAAAAAAUGCAGCAAACACAGUCAAAAGUUCUACAGUCCAUCAUUGACAACAAGUCCUUGGAUAUCAUCGUAUCUGGUACGGAAUCCAUUCGCAAGCAGAUGAGCGAUACAACACGCGACCUGAAUGAUAUGAGAGAGAGACCAAGAAUCAUCAAGAAAAUCGACUGGCUCCUACGGAAUAAGAUGGAAGUUGAGUCACUAUUUCCCGAGAUGCAGCUCGUAGUGGCUUGCCUCUCUCUUGUCUGUCCCAUCAUUAGAAUAGAGAUCGAUAAGUAUAUCCUCAAAAAGUCAUCCGGCGAGGUUGCACAAUGUUUAAAGCAAGAGAUAAAAUCUUUACUCAGGCAGUUGGAAAUAGUUGAGGAACAGUUAAGCAUGGACGACGAUCUAUACUUUGAAGCUGCAACGAAACCGCUUCUUCGCCUGGCGCAGAGUGUGCGACGAAGUAGUUCGGCACGUCGACCUCAAGGAGCACCUUCUGGUCGAAGAUCACCCGUCCCAGAGGAAACAUUUCUGAGCCCAGCCCCCUCUCGCACCCCACAACCGUCCCCGAGAGCAAGGCGUCCUAAGCCUCAAAGUGAUCCAGUGCCUUGCGAAGUCCCAUCGGAGGCAACACGACAUACAUCCAGUAGCUCCGAGUCUUCUCGACCUCGCUCAGCCGUUCCAUCAUCAUCGCCACAGACUCCAGACACGCCUGCGACUCCGCAAAGCCCUGAUGCCCCCAAGUCACCGAGAAUAGACACCUCGGCACGCACGGUUGGUUCACGCGAGGGAAUUGUCCGGGCCAUCCAAGGGCAUAUAAUCAACCACGGGAAAGCUAUUCCAGUUAAAAGCGCCAUGAUUGACAACCUUGGGUCCUUCAAUUACAUUUCAGUCAAAACAGCGACUCAACUUGGCCUUGAUAUUCAGGAGCUUGACCCUGGUGAACAUAGCCAAACACAUGACGGUGCACACGAGAGGAUACUGCCUGGGAAAGUGAUUGGAAAGGUUACAGGUGUAGGAUGGAGAAAAGCAGGAUGGAGAAAGCCUAUCCCCGCUGAGUUUCUGGUCAAGGAUUCCUACCGCGGUAGGAUGUAUGAACAUGUCGCUUUUGGGAUGAUAUUUGCCUCCGAUUUUGAUGCGGCUGGGGGAGGUAGUUGA
Messenger RNA from Fusarium proliferatum ET1, 1344 nucleotides. RefSeq lists its product as uncharacterized. The record is from RefSeq and is a predicted model, not a curated record. Lineage: Eukaryota; Fungi; Ascomycota; Sordariomycetes; Hypocreales; Nectriaceae. The coding region runs from base 1 to 1344 and encodes 447 amino acids. The transcript is spliced from 2 exons.